AUGUGUUUGCAUUUAUUUAUUUAUUUAUUUACCGUGUCUUCUCUUAAAUCAUCCGCCCAGGAAACAACCAUGCCUUUCGGUAACACGCACAAUCAGGUGAAGAUGAACUAUGCCUCCGAGCAGGAGUUCCCGGACCUCAGUAAACACAACAAUCAUAUGGCCAAAAUCCUGACUCCGGCUAUGUACGAGCGGCUGAGGAGCAAACAGACACCCAGUGGAUUUACUCUGGAUGAUGUCAUUCAGACUGGGGUUGACAACCCAGAAUCAGCAGCUGAUAAUCCCCCUGCUGCCUUCAGCUCUGAGAGUAUGGCCAAGAUGACGCUGAAGAGGCUGUCGGCCCAGGACGAGUUCCCAGAUCUCAGUCAGCACAACAACCACAUGGCCAAGUUCUUAACCCAGGACAUGUACAAGGCGCUGAGAGAGAGGGCGACACCCAACGGCUUCACCAUAGAUGGUGUCAUUCAGACAGGGGUUGAUAAUCCCGGCCACCCCUUCAUCAUGACCGUGGGCUGCGUGGCCGGGGACGAGGAGACGUACGAGGUCUUCAAAGAGCUGCUGGACCCCGUGAUCGAGGACAGACACGGAGGAUACAAACCCUCAGACAAGCACAAGACUGACAUCAAUUCAGAUAACUUGAAGGGCGGCGAUGACCUGGACCCCGACUACGUUCUGAGCUCCAGGGUCCGAACCGGCCGCAGCAUCCGCGGCUUCUGUCUGCCGCCCCACUGCAGCCGGGGGGAGAGACGGGCCGUGGAAAAGCUCUCCGUCGAAGCUCUGGACUCUCUGACCGGAGACCUGAAGGGCAAAUACUACGCACUGAAGAACAUGACGGACGCCGAGCAGCAGCAGCUCAUCGACGACCACUUCCUGUUCGACAAGCCAGUCUCUCCUCUGCUGCUGGCCUCAGGAAUGGCCCGUGACUGGCCAGACGCCCGAGGCAUCUGGCACAACGACAACAAGACAUUCCUGGUGUGGGUAAACGAGGAGGACCACCUGCGUGUGAUCUCGAUGCAGAAGGGAGGCAACAUGAAAGAGGUGUUCAAUCGCUUCUGCACCGGACUCACAAAGAUCGAGAACCUGUUCAAGGAGAGGGGCCAUGCCUUCAUGUGGAACGAGCACCUGGGGUACGUGCUCACCUGCCCCUCCAACCUGGGCACCGGGCUGCGUGCGGGCGUGCACGUCAAGCUGCCAAACAUGAGCAAACACGCCAAGUUCGAGGAGGUUCUCAAGCGACUGAGGCUCCAGAAACGCGGAACAGGCGGCGUGGACACGGCUGCGGUGGGAGGAAUCUUCGACAUCUCUAACGCAGACAGACUGGGCUUCUCCGAGGUGGAGCUGGUGCAGAUGGUGGUCGACGGGGUCAAGCUCCUGGUGGAAAUGGAGAAGAAGCUGGAGAAGGGGCAGUCCAUCGAUGACCUGAUGCCUGCCCAGAAGUAAAGCCAUUCCUGAAACUCCCAACUCCCUUACCUUCACACCCCUUCAAGCCCCUGACUCC
This is a messenger RNA of Menidia menidia (Atlantic silverside), 1495 nucleotides long. Lineage: Eukaryota; Metazoa; Chordata; Actinopteri; Atheriniformes; Atherinopsidae. The record is from the annotation of a GenBank genome assembly.